Messenger RNA from Schistocerca gregaria, 774 nucleotides. RefSeq lists its product as uncharacterized. The transcript is spliced from 6 exons. The coding region runs from base 1 to 774 and encodes 257 amino acids. The record is from RefSeq and is a predicted model, not a curated record. NCBI's taxonomy places the organism in Eukaryota, Metazoa, Arthropoda, Insecta, Orthoptera, Acrididae.
AUGGAUACUGAGGAACAGCCAUUAGUUAGUGCAUGGAAUUUAGAAACGGGACCAUUAAGCAGUACAAGUACUCUCUUUGAGGAUAUACCAUGCGCAAAUGUGGGGGCAGGGGCACAGGAAGUGGUGCCACCGCCCACCAGUGCCCAAGGAGAUGUAGAUAAAGAAAUUGCAUCACCCCCAGAAAAGCAGGAACCAGAGAGUGGGGCACAGGAAGUGGUGCCACCGCCCACCAGUGCCCAAGGAGAUGUAGAUAAAGAAAUUGCAUCACCCCCAGAAAAGCAGGAACCAGAGAGUGGUAAUCUGCCUGGGGCACAGGAAGUGGUGCCACCGCCCACCAGUGCCCAAGGAGAUGUAGAUAAAGAAAUUGCAUCACCCCCAGAAAAGCAGGAACCAGAGAGUGGUAAUCUGCCUGGGGCACAGGAAGUGGUGCCACCGCCCACCAGUGCCCAAGGAGAUGUAGAUAAAGAAAUUGCAUCACCCCCAGAAAAGCAGGAACCAGAGAGUGGUAAUCUGCCUGGGGCACAGGAAGUGGUGCCACCGCCCACCAGUGCCCAAGGAGAUGUAGAUAAAGAAAUUGCAUCACCCCCAGAAAAGCAGGAACCAGAGAGUGGUAAUCUGCCUGGGGCACAGGAAGUGGUGCCACCGCCCACCAGUGCCCAAGGAGAUGUAGAUAAAGAAAUUGCAUCACCCCCGGAAAAGCAGGAACCAGAGAGUGGUAAUCUGCCUGGUGGGUAUUCACUUCAGGCGAUAUUAGAGCGCGUGCUGGAUUACUAG